GGGGUGCGUGAAAAUUCCAUGCAGCACUUUCCCCUCCACUCCUUUCUGACUCGCUUGGCUAUUGUCAACAAAAAACUUUUUUUUUUCUACCUAUUUUCCUGGGAUUCUACAAUGCCAAAAUGUCUUUUGCUUUUAGACGACACCUUGACACACCCACAGCAACACAGUCAGACAGCGCGCAGACGGCGAUGGCAUGCGCGUUCUCGCUGUUCCAAGCCAGCAGCACCUGUCCAUUGCACGCAGCACCAGCAGUCGACUUUCUCAGCGACAUGAAGCGGCGCAACGAGCAGGACAGCGACCACAGAAACAUCAUGACGCCCGAGUUCCGUGCCUUCUGUGUAUCAGUACGCGAGCAUGUAAUCUGCGGGUUCGUACUGCUUACGUUUUUCAUUCUCUCGUAUAUUGCUGUGCGGCGUGCGUGUGCAGCGCAGGUGCAGAAGCACGGCCGCAGUAAGCAGCGAUACCUGACAACCCCGUACUCGUCUGUGUUUCGGGCGCGGCAGGUUCCACAGAUCCUGGCGAGUAUUGGGCUCGCAUCGGUCAGUAUGCUGGCGAUGCUGCUGGCGGUGACCGUGGCAUUAUCGAAUGUGAUGGAUUUUGGCGAUCCGAGGCAUCUGGCAACAUGGCGGACAUGGCUGUUGCCGCAUACGCUGCUAGUUCCAGGUGAGCGGCAGACGGGUGCACUAGCGAAUAGCAACUGGACGGGACCGCAGGGCGCGCACGAUUUCCCGCCUGUGCUGCGAAGGCUGUGGCUGUACCAGUCUAGCGUGUCAAUUACCAGCUCAGUGUUCUUGCUGCCCAUGGGCGUUCUGUUCGAGGGCACGUCGCAGCGCAUGCCGGUAUUGCGGAGAGUAUUGGUAGCGCUGGCGCGCUGGCUGGCAGCGGCUGGCAUGCUGCUGGGAAUGUGGACGCUGCUGUGCACGCGUAGCAGCUACAUGUAUGGGCUCGGUUUGUACCAACCGUUCGCGGCAGAUGCGGCCACGAUGCGGUAUUCCGUGUACUAUGCGGCAUGUGUGUUUGCAGCGCUGCCAACGGUCCUGCUGGUUGCACCACGGGGUACUUGGGCCCUGUUCAGCUGGCUCAGGUGCUGUGUUGGACAGACGAAUGAGAUGAGACAUCGGACGAUGCAGCGGUUUGCGCAGCUGAAGCGCGAGCAGCAGCGUAUUGAAUCGUGCUUGAGGAAAACUAUUUCGUCGUGGAAGUGGGAACAGCUGAGGGAUUCGGAGGAGGCAGACAUUGUUGAAGGCAGCCGCAGCAACAGCAACAACAACAGCAACAACAACAACAGCAGCAGCAACAGCAGCAACAACAGCGAUAGUGAGACGCUUGGAUUUGAGACAAUGACGAAAAAGCAAGAUAGUCCAAGUGUGACGAUUUCCAAGUGUAUGCCGGUUGGCCGGCCGCCACGUCAUCCCCUGCUACAUCCAACAGCGGGCUCACAGCCACAGCUUGGCUUUGGUUCGCUGAGAUCUCGUGUGGCGGGUACCAAGCGCCAGCCUAUAUUUGAGACAUCCCCGGAGCCACCUUUGUCACGCAGCUCUGCAACGGUGCGCUCUGCAUCGGCUGAUCGGCUCAAGGAGGCGGGUCUACGAUCAAACGCUUCGUUCAGCCGGCUCGCAUCAUACUUUACCGAGCAGGCAGAUAUCAGCAACAUUGGGCUGGAUGGCGUCAACAUGGUCAGGGCAGUGCGCAGCGCCCAGCGGAAACGGGCGAUGGAGCGUGCGCGUGAGAUGCAGCGACUGGCAAGGCAGAUACGAGAGUACCACGCACGGUUAUUGUUUGUGCGCGGCGAGCUGAGCAGGAUUGAGGAUAGCGGGGUGCUCAAUGGGGGGAACCGUGGAGGUGUGCCGCGUAGUAAGCGCAGUGCCAAGCAGAUCAUGGUUGAUGUUGUGCGCAAUGCAUCUGCAGUGCUGCUGACGGCGCUAGCGAAUGUGUGCUGGCUGCUGGUGGUGCUGCAGAUUGCGCGUGGAGCGCUCAGUGCGCUGUUUGUUGGCGAACCGGAUCUGACCCAGCGGUUUACGUACUUCCUACCGGCUUUGCCCAUGGCCGACAGCUUUUCUGAUGGUACACCAAAGCCGUCGAGGGGCGAGUCGUCUCUCCAACUGGCGCUGCCGUUUGCGCAGCUGGCAAUGCCGCCGAUUAUCACGCUCUGCCAGAUGGUUUCGAGUGGGCUGCUGUUUACCGUGGUCAUGUUUGGAGUCCUGUCGUUUGGGUCGUCGGUCGAGGAGUCGGUUCAUCCGCUGCGAUUUCUCAUUACAUCGUACGCAGGCAGGGUGCUGCGGGCACGGCAGUGGCACUGGCUACCGCAUGUUCUGCUGAGCUCGGAGGUGCUUGAUGCAAUCAACCCAGUACCUAAACAGUCUGGCAGCACGAUAGCUUUGCAGCAGGAGAUUCCAAGCAAAAUGGUCGGCCGGACCUCUCGCGUGUUUUACUCGUCGAGCACGGAUCUGACGAGCUUUUACCGUGGAGUGCAGCGUGAGUCGCUGGCACAUUACCCGGUUACCAGCAUAGGGGUUCUGUCAGAUGAUGUUUUGCAGGCGAAGGCGUGGGGCAGGCGGGUGUUUCUGCUGUGGGCGCAGCGACGCAGCCCAGUGACUAGCAAGCAGCUUCUGGCGUAUGUUUGGAUUGUGACGUGUCUGGCGAUGACGUGGCCAGGCGUGCUACGGACAACAGGGCUGAUUUCCGAGCGUGCAUAUCUGCUGCCCACAGCGUCGCUGGUGCAGCCGCUGUGGACGCGGUAUUCGAACGAGGAGCCCGUCGAGCUUCAUCCGGUGAAUAGCCUGAAGUGUGGGGCGCGCAGAGAGCUUGUGGAGCCGCAGAGGGUCAGCGAUGAUGGGCAGGAUAAACCUAGCGGCAGGGAGUUCGAUAAGCAUGGGCCGGCUGCACCUGAGGUGGCACACAAGGUGGCAGUAGUUGAUAUGCCGUCUGGGGCUGUGUCUGGGGCGACUGCAGAUGCAAUGCCAACCAACGCACCGAGUGCCAGCCGCCAGCCGCCCAGGACGAGCUCGGCGUCGGGCAUGCGCACAGUCACUCGACGUGCACUGGUUGAGGCUCUGACAUCGGAGACGCCGCUGCGGCUGGUGGUGAAGUGUGUGCUUGAGCUGCUGCACGUGUGCUCGCCACACAGCUCGGUGUCAAUGGGCGCUAUGAUCUGGGUGUCGUGGCCGGAUCUGAUCGUGCCGCUGACGCCAACGACGAUAGAUCUGCAGCUAGGAUUCCUCCCGCAGCUGUCGGCCGUGGAGGUGCCGCAGUUUGCGUACGGGGUUCCGCCGCGGCUGGCCGAGUGGUAUGCGAUGCUGGUGCGCGUGGAGAUGGGCAGCAGCAGCGGUCUGCCGCAGGACGCCGAUGGCACACCGUAUAUGGUGCAAAAGUGGGCGCCGGUCGUUGGCACGCAGAGGAGGCCGCAUGUGCGGAGGCUGUCGGGGUCGGCCAGGCUGGUCGGUGCCAUUGGCAACGGCGUGGCGACAGUGGUUACGCAGGUCGCGUGGCUAGUGCGUGUGUGCACGGGGUUGCUGGCGGCGUGCUUGCGCGAAACAGCCGUGGGAAGUGUGCUGCAGAUGUAUUGGGAUUUCUGGAGACUGGUUGUAGGGCCGACGGUCCCGUAUUUGCAGACCGUGUGGUCCGGGAUGUGGUUGGGCGUACAGUGGCUCGGCGGCGUGCUUGCGGGCGGCGUCUUGGACGGCACCUUUGCGAACCAGCCGAUGGCUGUGACAGGCGCUGGCAGCAUGGUACCGGCAGUCUUCCUGCCUAUGUACUGGGCGUCUCUUGCUGCGCGUAAGGGUCCGGCAGUGCAGCGGCUGCGGCCCGAGCUCUGGCCGCAUGCAUUCCUAGGAAGCAACAACUAUGUCUACUGGGACGAUAUGCUGGACCAACCCGUUGUUCUAGCGGGCCCACAGAUGCAAGCUAUUCAGCAGAGGCGACCAGGGGAGGCGGAAGGAAGCCAAACAAAGGGCACUCUAAGUGACAUCAUUGGUGCAGAUCCUGUUGAUUCAUCUGCUGGCUCUGAACGGACCGAGGGGCGGCGGCGGCAGCUGGUGGCAGUGGCACAGGCACCAGCGGCGGUGGAGGAGCCUGCGGCGGUGGUUGUGCGACCGGUGCGCAAGGUGUGGACGGCGUUUGACUGGCUGCUGGCCGUAUACCGUGUUGUGCUGGGCGUGCUGGCAGGACGGGCGAUGUUUGCGCGGUCACGGCAGGUGCCGAUUCUGUCGCUGUGAAAGAACUCUGGUUCUCAGGGACCAGACUAAAAAAGAAAGUAAAUAGCGCUCUACUGGUUUGCAGUUUGCUUGUGGCACCCGGUUGAUUCCGCUAGUGUUGCAGGGCUCGGCCCGUGAAAAUGGCAUUAUUAAUGAUGCCAAGCGAGCCG
Messenger RNA from Linderina pennispora, 4363 nucleotides. RefSeq lists its product as uncharacterized. Lineage: Eukaryota; Fungi; Kickxellomycota; Kickxellomycetes; Kickxellales; Kickxellaceae. The coding region runs from base 120 to 4214 and encodes 1364 amino acids. The transcript has a single exon. The record is from RefSeq and is a predicted model, not a curated record.